This is a messenger RNA of Dicentrarchus labrax (European seabass), 1475 nucleotides long. RefSeq names its product baculoviral IAP repeat containing 7 (gene birc7). The transcript has 7 exons. Gene Ontology annotation, biological process: regulation of cell cycle; negative regulation of apoptotic process; positive regulation of protein ubiquitination. The coding region runs from base 70 to 1314 and encodes 414 amino acids. The record is from RefSeq and is a predicted model, not a curated record. NCBI's taxonomy places the organism in Eukaryota, Metazoa, Chordata, Actinopteri, Moronidae. Gene Ontology annotation, molecular function: ubiquitin protein ligase activity; cysteine-type endopeptidase inhibitor activity involved in apoptotic process. Gene Ontology annotation, cellular component: nucleus; cytoplasm.
GAUCAUAUUAUUUCAGCUGGUGUGCUGCACUCACCUUCAGUUCGCGCUCCACUAUGGACCGCAAAAGGGAUGACUGGCACAGGACAAGAAGAGAAAGGAAAACCUACAUGCCCCAGAAUGACGGAUGACAGGAGUACUAUGCUGCACAUCCUUGAGGAGCCUCAGAUGCGAGGAGAAGGGGAGAGAAUUCGAACUUUUCAGAACUGGCCAGCAGAUGCACCUGUCACAUCUGGAGACCUGGCCAAGGCGGGCUUCUUCUUUCUAGGCCCCGGGGAUAAAGUCCAGUGUUUCUGCUGUGGAGGGAUUUUAAGAUGUUGGGUGCACGGGGACAGCCCAGCCGUCGAGCACAAGAGGCAUUUCCCCACUUGCAGCUUCAUACUGGGUCGAGCUGUGGGAAAUAUUCCGAUCCAAGUUGGAUCCUCCGACUCUGUGGACGGCCAGCUGUUGAGUCAACUCCAGAGGAUGACUAUGGAUGACCAGGGGACAGCUGGACAAGCGGUCUACCCAGAGAUGGAGGCGGAGGAUUCCCGGCUCACCACUUUCCACAACUGGCCCACUGAGGCUUCAGUCCAGCCAGAUGUUCUCUCCAGAGCAGGAUUUUUCUACACAGGUCACGGCGACAACGUCAAAUGCUUCUACUGUGACGGAGGGCUGAGGAACUGGGAGCCAGGAGACGACCCCUGGCAGGAACAUGCCAAGUGGUUUCCACGAUGUGAGUUUUUAAUCCAAUCGAGAGGGCAGGAGUAUAUCAGCAACAUACAGGAUGCUCAUUUCCAUCUGGGUGAGACUGUGGGUGGACCACAGACCUCCACAGGCAGAGAUAUCGGAUCCAGAAAUGAUAUGGUCGGAGGUCUGGCAGCUUCCUCGGCCAUGCUCUCUCCUGUGGUGCAGACUGUGCUGCAGAUGGGCUUUGAAGCCGGCCUAGUGGAGAGCCUGGUCCAAACCAAGUACCUUUUAACAGGCCAGCACUACACCUCUGUAUCUGACCUGGUCACUGACGUACUGCAGGCAGAGCAAGAGGACAGACAGAGGGGGCCACAGAGCAGAGAGCCAGAGAUGAGGCAGGGCUCCAGUGCCGGAAAUGUGAGGACACAAACACCCAUCAGAGAGAAAGUGAAGGACCCCAGUCCAGAGGAGCUGCUGAGGCAGCUGCAGGAGGAGAGGACCUGUAAGGUGUGCAUGGACAAACUGGUGUCCAUCGUCUUCAUCCCCUGUGGUCAUCUGGUGGUGUGUGGCGAUUGUGCUGCCAGCCUGCGUCACUGCCCCAUCUGCAGAGCUGUCAUUAGAGGCAGUGUUCGAGCCUUCAUGUCCUAAGGCUGGAAUGAAACGCCACUGCUAUACAGGUGUUGCAUGAGUGGCCUUUAGUUUUCUACUGUACUCAUUUCCCCUUGUACUGAUAAGAAAAUAAAGAGUUUUGCUGGUUGCUUUUUUUUGUUUACAGAUAAUUUUCUAUAAUAAACAUUUUAAGCUGUUCA